CGCAGCACACAAUAAAUACGUGCUUUCACUGUAAGACUUAAAGGGGUAGUUCGGGAUUUUUGUCUUAAGUGUGGUUAUUUGUAUGUGGUGUUGACAUUUUAUUGUUAUCAACAAUGACUUCGCCGCGCGCGUCGCCGUCUCCGUGGACCAGCCUGGACGCCGGGUACUCGCUCUCAUAUGGAUAACAUGGCUGCCGUUGGGGACAGAAGGGAAAACAAUUUUUUAGCCGUUUAACAAAAGACUCACUUCAGAGAAUAGACCCUCGUUGGAGACUACGAUUUCUUUUGACAGAGAUUAUUCCCUAAGUGUCUCUCUGGUGGUACCAGAAGAAGCUGCCAUGUCGGUGACUGUUCAUGAGAAUCGUAAAUCCCGCACCAGCACAGGCUCCAUGAACAUCUCGCUGUUCCACAAGCCUUCGCAUCCUGACAGUGUCCUGACUCACCUCAACACCAUGAGGAAACAGUGCGUGUUCACUGAUGUCACGCUGUGGGCCGGGGAUCGCUCUUUUCCAUGCCACAGGGCAGUCUUGGCAGCGUGUAGCCGGUAUUUUGAGGCCAUGUUCAGUGGGGGGCUUCGAGAAAGUCUGGACAGUGACGUCAAUUUCAGAGACAGCAUACACCCUGAGAUUCUGGAGCUACUGUUGGACUUUGCCUACUCUUCUCGAGUCAUCAUAAAUGAGGAAAACGCAGAGUCGUUGUUGGAGGCAGCAGACAUGCUGCAGUUUCACGACAUCCGUGAUGCAGCUGCAGAGUUUUUAGAAAAAAAUCUACAUUCAUCCAACUGCUUGGGGAUGAUGCUGCUGUCAGAUGCCCAUCAGUGUAAAAGACUAUACGAGCUGUCAUGGCGGAUGUGUCUGUUACACUAUGAGACGGUAAGAGAAUCUGAAGAUUUCUACAAUCUGUCUAAAGAUAAAUUGCUGGAGUUGAUUCUUAGUGAUGAGCUGGAGAUAGAGGAUGAACAGAUUGUGUUCAACUCUGUAUUGCGAUGGGUUCAAUAUGACUUGGAGGAUCGGCGUCAUCAUUUAUCAGAGCUGCUGAGGGGCAUCAGGCUGGCUCUGCUGCCGUCAGAGUGUUUGUUGGAGGCUGUUGCCUGUGAAGAGUUGAUUAUGGCUGACAAGAGGAGCAGAUCAAUUGUAGAAGAAGCAAUGCAGUGUAAGAAAAAAAUCCUUCAGAACGACGGAGUAGUGACGAGUCCCUUUGCUCGACCUCGUAAAGCAGGACACACCCUGCUUAUUCUUGGUGGCCAGACCUUCAUGUGUGACAAGAUAUACCAGGUUGAUCAUAAAGCAAAGGAGAUUAUACCUAAAGCAGACCUUCCCAGCCCCAGGAAGGAGUUCAGUGCAUGUGCCAUCGGCUGCAAGGUCUAUGUGACAGGAGGAAGAGGAUCAGAGAACGGAGUUUCUAAAGACGUCUGGAUCUAUGACACUGUCCAUGAAGAAUGGUCUAAAGGAGCACCUAUGCUAAUAGCAAGGUUUGGCCAUGGUUCAGCUGAGUUGGAGAACAGUCUGUAUGUUGUUGGUGGUCAUACAGCCAUAGCUGGAGUUUUUCCAGCCUCUCCAUCUGUCUCCCUAAAACAGGUGGAGAGGUACGAUCCUCUCACUAAUAAAUGGACCAUGAUGGCUCCUCUAAGAGAUGGAGUCAGUAAUGCAGCUGUGGUCAGUGCCAAACUCAAACUCUUUGUUUUUGGAGGGUCCACCAUACACCGGGACAAAGCCUCUAAGGUCCAGUGCUAUGACCCUGUAGGUAACCGCUGGACUAUUGCAGCUGAAUGCCCUCAGCCAUGGCGCUACACGGCAGCUGCUGUCGUAGGGAGCCAGAUCUUCAUCAUGGGUGGCGACACAGAAUUCACAGCUGCCUCUGCGUAUCGCUUUGACUGUGAAAACAAUCAGUGGACCCGCGUUGGUGACAUGACAUCCAAGCGGAUGAGCUGUCACGCCGUGGCCUCGGGAAAUAAACUGUAUGUGGUUGGAGGAUAUUUUGGAACGCAGCGUUGUAAAACGUUAGACUGUUAUGACCCCACAUCAGACAGUUGGAACUCCAUCACCACAGUGCCUUAUUCACUGAUCCCCACUGCCUUUGUCAGCACCUGGAAACACCUACCUGCCUAAUGGGGACUGAACAGACGCCCUCUCCUAGGCAGGGAUGUCCCCAGAAAGAGGUGGAGAGUCUCUUGAGACUCCACCCAGCUGGAGCUGCACACAGGACCAAUCUCUGCAAGAACUAGCUGCACCUCAUGAAUUGUAAAUCAGUCCUGAUCGCUGGAGCCAACAGCACACUGCCCAAGUGUUAACACAAAGAACUAAUUUCUCUGGAUAUCAUGCUUCUUGAGUUUGGAGGUAGUAUUCAAACUGACACUGACAUGUCUUAUUUGUCCUCCACUUAACCAUUCCAGUGUAAAGACAGAAGCUGUCCUCACAAGAAUGAAACUCAGUAUCAAAGCAGGACCACAGUUACACUGACCCUAAAUCUUGGGUGCACACUCACUGCUGUUGACAUAAUGUCUAAUGAGAGUGAAACAGAAACUUUAUCUGUAGUGUUAAGAAGUGGAGCAUUUUCAAGUAAGUUAGUUUACACUGAGAUUACGAUUGGCUCAUAAGCAUUUUAUAUCAAACCUUUUUAGAAAUUUUUUUUAAUCUAGUGCUUGCUCUGCUCUCAGAGUUGCAUGACAUUUUCUGUCGUAUUAAUUGUUUGUUUUUUAAAAAUAAUCUCUCCGGCUCUUGUAUCAUUGAGCCUGCGCUUGUUUCAUACACAUUUAAAUGAUAACAGACUCCUUUUGAGGCCAAUUUAGAAGAGAAAAGAAACAGUUGUAAUACUGAAAGCUCCACAUAGAGCUUCAUAAACCAACUGAUGAAAGUGGUUUGAUCAUACGCGUUGCAAAAAUGUUACAGACUGGACUCGAGAAAUUUGAUUGAAUUAAUGGCAAACUAAAUUAGUAAAGACAUGCAACUCGAUUUAGCAGCAAUGACCUGUGACCCCCUACCCACCCCCCCCCCCCCCCCCUUUUCCUGAAUCAGCAUCACCAUUAGCACUGCACUGAAUACCAAAGGAUAAUUUAAUGUGGCUUCAGACAAUAUGAAGUGUUGAACUAAAAUAUUUGCUGCCAAGUGCAGGUACAUUUUGGAUUUGAUAAGUUUUUAAACUUAUUAAAGAAAUCUAAAAAAAAAAAAGAAAGAAAAUAUUGUAGAAUCAGAAAUACUAAAUGAAGAUCAAAUGCACAAAUGCAAAUAAUAUGCUUUUAAAAAUGGCUUAUGAUUUACGUACAUUUAAUACAUUACUUUGUUGUUAAAAUUGACCACAGUAUGACUUGUAAAGGACAUGGGACUUGAUAUUCAGGUCUUAGCAGAGACUGGAGUCUUCCUUGUGACUUGGUCGCACGUCUGCUAAAUAGUCAUAACACAGUAGUCCUUAAAUGUAGCCUAUCUGUGUUGGUUAGUGUUUAGCUCUGAUUUAAUAAUCAGGUGGAAACAUCAGACAACAAAGUGUACAGUAGACUACACAAUUAUAUUAUCUAUGAUCUGAUCCAGAGUUAUCCAGAGUACUGACGUUCAAAACAUUUCACACACCAAUUGUAUUUGCAAUAGCUUUUUUUCUGGACCAAAUGGUAAACACGGUGACAUGAAAUUGGAGUAUUUCAAUCUCUAUUUAAAAGCUCUAAAACAUAACCCAGUCCUGUGAUGCACUUUUGUACAUUGUUUUUGUUUCCUGAAAACCACAGAUUGGUGUGUGAGCACACUUAUCCAAAAUGAGGUUAUUUUACUUGUCCACAUAAUUAUGUGCAUAUCAAUGUGGUUUUGUUUGUCACAAAAAGUGUAAAAUAAAAAGAAGCACCCUGGUCCUCGAAUUUUCAAAGUUGAGCACAAUUAAAUCACAACAUAAGAACCAUGCAGACUGCGAUCAGUGCAGAGAAGCGUCUGACACCUCAGCUGAUCUGACUGUUUGUGUUGCUGUCAUGUGCCAUCAGCGAACCAACCCGUCCGCUAAACAAACAGCUGAGGGGGGAAAAACGGUUUAUAUAAACAAUGGAAACUGUCCAGCACUACCACUAUCACAGUUGUUUCCACUGAGUAAAGCAGAAACGCAGCAUCAUCACAAUGAGUAAAGUGGCUCUUUAGUUUGGCCUGGGCUUUGUGUUUCCGUUAAUGCAUUUAAGUGCAAAAUGGUGUGUAAGUGCAUACAUGUUCCAUCUGUUGUUUACAGGACAGCCUGCUGUAACUUAUCACUGCUACUCAACAAGAGUGUCUGUAAAUUCUACAUUGUUUUACAUUCAAGCAUCAGUUAAUACAAGCAUUUUCAUAAUUAAGAUGAAAAUAUGCAAUUAAUCUCGAUUGAUCACCGCGACACUGUAACAUUUCUCAUAGUUUUGCAGAAAAGUAACCAGGCUGCCACAGCGAUUUAUACAGACUUUUUCCAGUAACUUGCACAAAGUUUUAAAUGCUUUUGGAAGCACUGUUGUGGGAAAUAUUGAUGAGAAGAGGAAUAAAGAGUCUUUUAGUCAGAAGGAGGCUUUCUUCUUUUAAUAAGCAGAGAAGGUUGUUUACAAAUAAUUACUUCGGAGGAGGAACAUGGGCUUAACGCUGUGAUUCGAUGUUCCCCACUACAAAAACACAGUCACUCAAGUACAUUAACAUGGUAGGGUGGGUGUGGCUGUGUAAAGCUACUUCAGUUAUGAGAUAAGAAGGUGUCGGCACUCUUGACGUCUGCCUUGAAACCACCUCAGACGAACUCUGACCAGCACAGAAAACAUGCAUUAAUCUGAAAACAUAUUAUGAUGCAAGAACACAGCAUGGUACGCCCCCCUAUUCAUGAUGCAUUCUCCCACAUUAAGCGUUAUCUGAGCAUUUAAUGAGGACACACGUGUAACAGGGUUUCAUGGUGUGUAUCAGAAAGCGGUAACAGUUGUGGCACUAACUUUUUAAUGAACCAAUACAGUAUGAAUACUGUACACUGCCACGAUAUAACAAAGUAGCACAAAGACGGGUGGAUUAGUAGUGGUAGAUUGAUGUGAUCAUGCACGAUAUUUGUUGGCGUCCUUUGCAAAUUGUUCUGUAAAGUUUUUACCGUUGCUAUGAAAUGUUCCCGAAACUGCACAAAGGAGAUCCUCUGAAAUACGAGACGUUGAUUAUUUUGUAAAUUUUAAAGAAAAGCAAAUGUAUGUUUGUAAUGGUGAGAAUAAAAGUGACUUUUUAAAUUC
Molecule: messenger RNA, 5190 nt
Organism: Solea solea (common sole)
Lineage: Eukaryota; Metazoa; Chordata; Actinopteri; Pleuronectiformes; Soleidae
Gene: enc2
Product: ectodermal-neural cortex 2
Exons: 12
Coding region: 338-2107 (589 amino acids)
Molecular function (GO): protein binding
Source: RefSeq, a predicted model, not a curated record